CGUCUCAGUAAACAAGAGACUCACAAUCAUGGGCAGAAUUCACAAAAUAAAGCGAUCAUCUAAGCUCGGCUGCUGAGCUCCUUCACAAAUUCAGGCGAUGGCUCCUCCAAGUCCGAGAUUGGUCGUGCCGAUCGACCUCAAGAAGAAGCCAUGGGAGCAGAAGUACCCUCUCCAUAACCGUUGGCAUCCUCGCAUACCCGCAGUUGCAGAGGUGACAGAGGGAGAGUUAUUUCGGGUGGAGAUGAUGGACUGGUCGGGAGGAAGCAUUGCAGAUAAUGAUUCUGCCAUGGACAUCAAAUCCGUGGAUUUCAACAUUGGACAUUAUCUCAGUGGGCCUAUAAGAGUUCUAGACAAAGAAGGGGUCACUGCAAAACCAGGUGAUCUUCUAGCGGUAGAAAUCUGUAACUUAGGUCCCCUCCCUGGAGAUGAAUGGGGUUAUACAGCAACCUACGACAGAGAAAAUGGAGGUGGAUUAUUGACAGACCACUUCCCCAGUGCAAUAAAAGCUAUCUGGUAUUUUGAAGGAAUAUACGCAUACUCGCCCCACAUACCAGGUGUCCGCUUUCCCGGUCUAAAUCAUCCAGGAGUAAUUGGGACUGCGCCAUCCAUUGAACUCCUCAACAUUUGGAACGAAAGGGAAAGGAAGUUGGUUGAAAAAGGCCCCAGUUCUCUUAAGAUAUGUGAAGUUGUGCACCAGAGGCCACUGGCAAACCUACCAACAAAAAGAAGUUGCCUCCUCGGACUGAUUAAUGAAGGAACGUCUGAAUGGGAGAAGGUUGCAACUGAGGCUGCAAGAACAGUACCUGGAAGGGAAAAUGGAGGAAACUGUGACAUAAAAAAUCUAAGUACUGGAUCAAAAAUAUAUCUUCCAGUUUUUGUUGAAGGUGCAAACCUUAGUGCAGGCGACAUGCACUUCUCUCAAGGUGAUGGUGAAAUUUCACUUUGUGGAGCAAUAGAGAUGAGCGGAUUCCUAGAACUCAAGUGCGAGAUCAUAAGGGGCGGGAUGAAGGAAUACCUAACCCCAAUGGGGCCAACCGAGCUGCACGUAAACCCUAUCUUCGAGAUUGGGCCAGUGGAGCCGCGAUUCUCAGAGUGGCUGGUGUUCGAGGGCAUAAGCGUGGACGAGAGCGGGCGGCAGCAUUUCAUGGACGCCACAGUGGCCUACAAGCGCGCCGUGCUGAACGCCAUUGACUACCUCUCCAAAUUCGGCUACUCCAAGGAGCAGGCUUACCUCCUCCUCUCCUGCUGCCCCUGUGAGGGCCGCCUCUCCAGCAUCGUAGACGUUCCCAAUGCCGUCGCCACCAUUGCUAUCCCCACCGCCAUUUUCGAUCAGGAUAUUCGGCCAAAAUCUGGGAGGGUGCCGGUGGGGCCAAGGGUUGUGAAGAAGCUUCCAGAUGUUCUUCGAUGCUCCUACGAUGGAGACCUUCCAAUCACUCAGAACCUAAGCAAAGAUAAAGAAGACUAAUUACAUGCCUAAACCACAAUUAUGGCUUGUUUAAUUAUGUUAAUGAAGUUAAGUGAACUUUGUUAUUGUGAAGUGACUUAAAUAAUAAACCUUUAAUUAGUAUCAUAUUAGACUAUGAUGGUAAA
Molecule: messenger RNA, 1590 nt
Organism: Dendrobium catenatum
Lineage: Eukaryota; Viridiplantae; Streptophyta; Magnoliopsida; Asparagales; Orchidaceae
Product: formamidase-like
Exons: 6
Coding region: 98-1465 (455 amino acids)
Molecular function (GO): hydrolase activity, acting on carbon-nitrogen (but not peptide) bonds, in linear amides
Source: RefSeq, a predicted model, not a curated record